Molecule: messenger RNA, 2469 nt
Organism: Physella acuta
Lineage: Eukaryota; Metazoa; Mollusca; Gastropoda; Physidae
Biological process (GO): proteolysis
Molecular function (GO): aspartic-type endopeptidase activity
Source: RefSeq, a predicted model, not a curated record
AUGGCAGAUAUUGAACUACAGGCUCAAAUAAGAAACCUGCAAGAAACGAUUAAAGAACUCAGAAUCGCUAGACAAGAUGAGCGACCAUUAAGUAUGAACCAGGCGUUACCACAAUACGACGGGUCAGCACCAUUUCAAGUGUUUUGGAACAAAUUUCAAGCAAUAUCUCGCAUUAACAGCUGGGAUGAAGAUAGACAGCUACUGCAUCUACCAGCUUGUUUGGAGGGGAGUGCGGCCAACUUUGCAUUUCUUGAACUCACUCAAGUUGACCGAGCAACGCUUGAAACGUUUGUCGCAGCACUGAGCGCUAGAUUUGACACCAGGGUGGGCACCGCUACACAUCUGACCCAGUUAGAAAAUAGAAAGAUGUCAGCAAGGGAGACAACCGCUGAAUAUACGUCCGAUGUGAAACGACUGACGGCCAUGGCUUUCCCGUCAGCUGACCAAGCAACUAAAGCAACAGUUGCACUGCGCUAUUUUCUCAAGGGGCUACAAGAUCCUCACCUCGCGGGUAUCAUUGCCGCCCAGCGCCCAGUUAGCACAGAUGAGGCCAGAAACAUUCUGGACGAAUACCUCAGUGCUAGAGACAGCACAACAAAAACAAAAAUGUGUUCGGUGCAGGAGCAGAGCCAGAUAGAUAGCCUACAGCAGGAGGUGAAAAGACUACAAGAGAUGGUAAUAAGUAAUCAACGUAGGCCCAGCGACUCGGGAUGCUACACUUGUGGGGGCAGACAUUUGGCUAGGAAUUGCCCAAGAAAUAGUAGAUUUCAAGAAAUAAACCAACGUCGGUCAACUAAUAGAAACAAUUAUCAAGCCCGGCCGACCCAAGCUACAGCCAGAAUAAAUGAAAUCCGACAGAAUGAUACAGAUAACAAUGAUGAAAAUCUUUUAGGCCUUAACUUUCUGAAAGUAAAAGCCGCGGCAAGCAACAAGCAAGUGGACGUGCCAACAGAGAUUUCAAUCCGUAGUGUUGCCCCCGGGUGUUCAGUAGUGGUGACUGUAACGGUAGCAAGACACAAUAUGAUGUUUCUGGUAGACACGGGCGCUGCUGUCACUGUCAUGUCCACAAGAGCCUUCAACAAGUUACCACAAGCCAGUAGAAACAAACUUCAACCCAUGGACAAGAAGGUCACAAUGCAAUCUGCAGGGGGUGACAAAAUAAACUGUCUAGGCACAUGUACAGUAGAUAUGAGAGCUGGCAAUGUUGUCACAAGGUGGACAACAGUCAUAGCUGACAUUGAGGAAGAUGGUUUCUUGGGGAUGGACUUCCUAAUGAAACAUGAGUUUCAAUUUUCGGCUAAAAAGGGCUUAUACCUCAAUGGUAGAAGAGUCCCAACACAGACCAGAGGCAGAGAAAAGAUGUUCAAAGUAGAAGACCAAAAAUGGCGGUCCAACUUCUACAACUUUAAUGACGCAGUUCCAAGAAGCACACAAAAUACACAUAGAGUGGCACCAGUUGCCGCAAUAUUGAAAGCUUCUAUUACAGACCAGAAACAUGAUCGAUUCUAUCUGCGGAAGAGUCUACAGUUCUCCCAGCAGGAAAUUCAGAAGGCUCAAAAGGAUGAUAAUAUUUUGAAGAAGUGUAUUACCUGGGUGCAGAACGAACAGAGACCUGAACAGAGGGAGUUAACCGCAGAAGGCCGGGAACUCCGCUAUUACUGGCUGAAUUUUAACAGACUGACACUUGCAGAUGGCAUAUUAUGCUGGAAGUGGGUGACAAAAGAACGGAAGACAGAACUAAAGGUGAUAGUGCCACAUCUCCUAAUGUCUAAGGUUCUAGACAAGUGUCACAAUAACAAGGGCGCCAGACAUGUUGACAUUCAAAACACAUUAGCCAAGGUACAAGAAUAUUAUUUUUGGUUUAGAAUGAAACAUGAGGUCACCAACUGGGUGAACUGUUGCGAGAGAUGUCAAGUUAGGCAACAACCUGUCGAGAAGACAGGAUGCCUACACGAGAGGAACAAAAGAGACUACGACCUCAACAUUGUCUCCAAUGACUACAAUGUUGGAGAUGUAGUGUUGUGUCUGGAGGAGGCGAGGAAAGUAGGCGUGAGUAGGAAGCUUGCUCCCAGACACUGGAAAGGUCCAUACGUCAUCAUAAGGAAACUGAGUGACCUUCUCUUUGAGAUAGAGAACAAGGACAAAAAGACAAAAGUCGUGCACCACGACAAACUAAAACCAUUUCACCAAAGGGAACCAACGAAAUGGAUCGUUGACUUACAACUCAAACUUCAUCACGAUGGUGGUUCACCUCAACUGUCGGAAUACUCAACGGACGAUGAGACAGGCGACAAAGGUCAAGACACAGAGAGUCAGCUGUCGGAGAGAGGAAAUGAUCACGGGGCUGAUGAAACAAGCCCAAAACUAACUGUUACUACACACAACGACGCAAGGGAAAAUACAAGACCCCGACGAGAAAUCAAACGAUUGUUCUGGAUUAUUAGGAUACCGUGUAAAUUCUUAAAAUAG